Symbiodinium natans is the source of this 1257-nucleotide messenger RNA. NCBI's taxonomy places the organism in Eukaryota, Dinophyceae, Suessiales, Symbiodiniaceae. The record is from the annotation of a GenBank genome assembly.
AUGCAACUUAAGCCCCUGGAGGCCAAAGACACUGUGGGCAUAGCGGCCACGAUGGAUGCCACAGCAGAGGCUGCGCAUGCUGAUAGGAGCACCGUGGUUCCUGCUGCCUCCCCGCAUCAGCGUCCCUUAAAGAGGCUCGCAUGGCGAUCUUUUCGAGCUGCCAUGAUUGCGGCCGUGUCCGUCAUUCUAAGCUCUGGGGAGGCAAGGGAGGCAGGGAUAGAUGGUGAGGGUGCCGCUAAAGUACUGACAGUCGAACUCUCCCGGGCAGCACCCGCCGCAGCGAUCCUCAACCUAGCGGGCAAGGAGGUGGACGGGUCGAUUUUCAAUUACUUCCACAUGGCAGCAACAUUGAGUCGAUUGGCCAAGUUCAGCCAGCGGCGACAGCUCAGCCCAAGUGACGUGGCGAGCCCCGUGUGGCCAAGAUUGAUGACCCGACUGCGUUCUAUGCUCAAGAACGGCGUGCUCCCGGCCAGGGCUACAGCACAGGUGGAAGGGUAUGAUGAGCAUUUGUUGCUGGAGCUCAUGAGGUACACGCGGAAGGAGGCAGGUGCGAUGGAUGCACAGAGUCUCUCAAAUUGCUUGUUGACACUGGCCAAGUCCGGAGAUGCAAUGCCAGAUAUGCACGCUACUGUGGAGUCCAUUGCAGAGCGCAUGCCGCACGUAGUGCAUGACAUGAUUCCACAGCAUUUGUCAAACAGCUUGUGGGCCGCUGCUGCCCUGCAAGAUAUCGCGUCACAUGUGCUGAUGGCAGUGCCAGCCAUUGCAGAGCAAAUACCGCGCAAGGCAGGAGGCAUGAUUCCUCAACAUUUGUCAAACAGCCUUUGGGCGGCUGCGAAGCUGCAAGAGGCCGCGCCAUCUGUGCUGACAGCCGUGCCAGCAAUGACAGAGCGCAUACCGCUCAAGGCGGCAGAAAUGAAUGCUCAAGAACUGUCGAACAGCCUCUGGGCAGCUGCGAAGUUGCAAGAUUCGGCACCGCAGGUCCGGCUGGCUGUGCCUGCUAUUGCGGAAUGCGUGCCGCGAAAGUUGAGGGACUUCAAUACUCAGGGUUUGUCAAACAGCUUAUGGGCAGCUGCGAAGUUGAAGAAAGCGGCACCAGAAGUCCUUGCGACUGUGCCAGCACUUGUGGCCCAGAUUCCUUCCGUCACUUCAGCCAUGGUGCCGGCAGCGUUGCAGAUGUCCUUAUGGGCUGCCGCAGAGCUUGGAGAGGACGACCUGGCCGCCCAGCUUCGGAGGAAGCGCGCCCGGCAGAAGCAUUGA